AUGGCCCCAGUUAAUAUCUUAGAGGACCCUCCUAUAAACUUACCUAUUAUAUGGCCUCCUGGCUUCCUCUUAUACUUCCGGCCAGCUCCUAUAUAUAUAACUGGUCUGCUUACGGGUUACUAUAUAGCUUGCGGAGCCCUCUAUUUUAGUUAUAUAAAUAAUUGCUUUAAGGCCUAUUAUAAGAAGGGUAAUAUAAUACUUCCUUUAAUCCGCAAGCCUUCUCUAUAUCUCUCUUACCUCUUUAUAAGUAAUAAUCUACUUUACCGGGCCUUUCGGGUAAAUAUCCGGGUAUAUAAUUAUACUUUUGCCUUUAUAUUAGUUAAGUAUAAAAAGGAUAUAUAA
Messenger RNA from Hyaloscypha bicolor E, 342 nucleotides. RefSeq lists its product as uncharacterized. The transcript has a single exon. The record is from RefSeq and is a predicted model, not a curated record. NCBI's taxonomy places the organism in Eukaryota, Fungi, Ascomycota, Leotiomycetes, Helotiales, Hyaloscyphaceae. Bases 1 to 342 code for a protein of 113 amino acids.